Neurospora tetrasperma FGSC 2508 is the source of this 1263-nucleotide messenger RNA. RefSeq lists its product as uncharacterized. The record is from RefSeq and is a predicted model, not a curated record. The transcript is spliced from 3 exons. NCBI's taxonomy places the organism in Eukaryota, Fungi, Ascomycota, Sordariomycetes, Sordariales, Sordariaceae. Bases 1 to 1263 code for a protein of 420 amino acids.
AUGGUGCCUUCCAAGUCACAUAUCUUUCCCAACAACAUGGGACCUCAUACCAACAAUCGGAUGGGGCAGUCUCGGCCACCUAAUGGAGAAAACUCGACAAUGGCGCCUGUUACCUCGCAUACCUCUUCGAUCGAGAUGGGCCCCCUUGUUGACAAUGACACGGACCAUUUUCAGCCAUCCAAGUCAGAGAAUAUGGACUGGAUGAGGGACUUUGGAUUGGUAGAUGAAGGUUUGAUUCAGCAGCCUACCCCAUCCAGCGAGUUUUUCCAAAGCCAGUCCAGAGUUGAGCCACAGGCGACACAACAGGGAGCUCAAGAGCAGGGGCAACUUAUGUCAUCCACCGACUUUGAUCGAGCGUGUACCGCGGAUACCAAAGCAUCUGUUGAGGGUAAUCAAGUUCGAAAUGACAACAACAAGGCUGAGGGAUCCGGCAUGAAAAUUGACCAAGCCCAAUGGCAAGAGCUGAAGGACGACAACAUAUGUAUUCAAGAAGCGAUUGGAGGUCUCCAUUUGCACUCGACCACCCACUACCAAUCUCUGCUCAAACAACUACAAGACAACAGAAGGUAUUUCGAAGUCCUAUUCGAAGACCUGAAAAAACAGAUGGAGGAGUCUCUCAAUCAAGGAAAAUCGCCUGCUGCAGUGACAGUAGAGAGUGAACUAGCGCAGGAAAAAGAACGACGCCGAAAGCUGGAAUCGGACUGUCAAAAACAGGCGCAGGAAAUAAUUGAAUUGAAGUUGGAGGUUCAGGGGUUGUUAGGAAUUUGCCAGCAGUUGAAUGAUAGAAUUUCCAAGUUGGUACAGCAACCUCAAGUCCAAGGAGCGCCAGUUCAGCAAUUCCAAGCUCAGCAACUCCAAGCUCGGAAACGCCGAGUUCAGCAACUCCAAGCUCAGCAACUCCAAGCUCAACAAUUUCAUAUGCAAGCUCAGCAACUCCAAGCCCAGCAAUUCCAAGCCCAUCAGCCCCAAGUCCUGCAACCCCAAGUCCUGCACCUCCCAAUGGAGUUGCCCCAGCAGUUUCAUGAACACUUGAUGAACUUUUGCCAGUCGGUACCCAUUCCCCCCGAACUAAACGGAAUAGGGAACAGCUUUGAACAGCACUCAGGGCUUAAAGAGCACCAACAAGGGCCGACAUCAGUUCCCACCUCUGCGGACUUCCAGUUCGGAUUCUCGACUAACGGAGUUUUCGAGGGAUCUAAGAGAAUGGGAAGGCCCGAAAACCAGAAAAGAGGACGAGAGAAGAAUUCGGAAAAGCUCCAGUAA